Messenger RNA from Seminavis robusta, 4179 nucleotides. The record is from the annotation of a GenBank genome assembly. Lineage: Eukaryota; Bacillariophyta; Bacillariophyceae; Naviculales; Naviculaceae.
AUGGUGAAGCCAUCCAAGACUAUGCAACCGGAGGCGGUGGACCUCAAGAAGGCGGGACGUGCCGCUGGCAAAGCGUUUGAAGAAGACAGUUUUCGAAACUACAUGGCACGAAAGAUUGACUUACAGAGGAAACAAUUCGGUCUGAAUUUGCCACCGGAUCCUCGAUUGGCGUUGGCCAAGCAACAAGCAAGUAGUGCUAGUGAGGCUCCAACGGCGACUACUACAUGUACAUUUACUCACGGUAGCAAGAAUGUCAGCCAGCAGCAGACACCGCCACGGACAAAGGACGCGAUUUCUUCUCCUAGGAAUUCCAGUUCCAAUGGUGCUACCGGUACAUCCAGUAGUGCCAGUCGAAAGAGAAAACACCAGCAUGUCACCUUUGCUGCAACUGUCAAGGACAACACUCCCAAACGGAAAAAAAGUAAAAAAUCCAAGAAAAAUCAGCAAGGACCCAUUGCUCAUCUACUGAAAAAGCUAAAAAGACGACAUGGACGAGGAUUUCGGCCCAAGACAAAAUCUACCACACAACCACAAACGUCACAAAUACAUGUACCACCAGAGUCAACACCCACAGAAGAAAUGAAAGAGGUGACAAUGCUGGUGGAUGAGACUACAUGUAGUCAAUCCGCCACGAGUACAACAGAUUUCACAAGAAACGACAGUAACAGGACCUUGGAACUGGAAAGCCAAGUGGAUCAUGCAGCCAUGACGAAUUGCCAUGGUGAACACGGUGACAAGAAUCAAGAUGAGGUGGCUCGGAAUGAAGAUGAGGCGGUUCAAAAGCAACCCCCUGACGAGGACUCUGCCCCAACACCUAUCGAUGAAAGUGACAAUCAGCUUCCCAAUAGUACAGAAGCAAGCACUGCAGUGAUGGACGAAAAGGACAGUCAGCAUCCCAAUAGUACAGAAGCAAGCACUUCAGUGAUGGAUGAAAAGGACAGUGAUAGUGAUUGUGAAGACGCCAUGAACGCCAAUAACGAAAACGCCAUCAGUCCCCAACAAAGAAGUCCUCGACUACUCCGUGAUCGCCCGGAUCUGUUCUUUUAUGGUGUCGUCGUCCAAGUCAAUGGAUACACCGACCCCGACACUGAGACUCUCCAACGGCUCUUGCUCAAACACGGUGGGGCACUGGAAAAGUACGAAACCACGCUGGUGACACACGUUAUUGCCGAACACUUGUCCAAGGCAAAGGCAGACAUUUACAAACGAAUGAGACGGCCCCUUCCGGUCGUCAAACCUGCAUGGAUAGUGGAUUGUGUCGAGGCAUUCAAGUUGCUUCCUCAUGGUGAUUACUUGAUUGACGAAGUCAAAGACAAUACCGUGCAAAGUGUAAAGGCAUUCUUUCAACCAAAGCCGCAAGAACGAGUUAUUGAACGAGAAAACAACAACAACCAAGGGAGUUUGUCAGCCGUCGUCAAGAAUGGCAACCAUGGAUGUGAGUCACCCGCCAAACCGGAAACCAGCGAAGACAAAAGUAUGACAGCCGGGAACGCUGACAGUAGUCUGGGUCAACUUGAAGCCAGAGAUACAUAUGAGCAAAUGGAAACCGAAGAAUCGGCCCAGCAAGAGCACCAAUUUGAAGACAAACCUAUCAAACCAAAGGCAGCGCCAACAACCCCACCAAAGCAAGGAAAGACAGACGACAAGUACAUUAAUGGUCGGCUACGCACUACGGGAACCGAUCCCAACUUUCUUGACACUUUCUUCGCCAAUUCUCGGUUGAGUUUUAUCGGAAGCUAUAAGCAAAGGGUUCAAGCUUCUCCCAAAAAGCAGCAAUCGGAGAAUCAAGAUGUUGGUCCCACCCGACGGUUUGUAUUCCAUGCGGAUAUGGAUUGUUUCUUUGCUGCUGUCGUCUUACGGGACUACCCACAAUACAAAAACAAACCCGUUGCCAUUUCACAUUUCGGAAAGACUGGACAGUCAGGAGAUUACCAGCAUCAGCCCAUGAAGAAUUCCUCCAGCGAGUGCGCCACUUGCAAUUACGAGGCAAGAAAGUAUGGGAUCAAAAAGGGCAUGUUUCUCGGACGGGCCAAGCAACUUUGUCCCAACCUUGUGGUCCUGCCGUAUGAUUUCGAAGGUUAUCAGACAGUGUCUGCUCAGGUCGCCGUGAUUCUUCAACGAUAUGCAUCAGAGUACAACGGAGAGGUGGAGGCUGUGUCGUGUGAUGAAUCCUAUGUGCAACUCGAAAUCCCCAGUGACGGCUGUGACCCGCACUGUCUUGCCGGUGACAUUGCCAAUGCGAUUCGUGAAGAGAUCUUGAUGACCACGAAAUGCACAGCCACCAUUGGUGUUGGAGCUAACAAGUUCUUGUCCAAAUUGGCUACUGAUCGAGUGAAACCCAAUGGUUGCUUUGUGGUGCGCAAUCAUGUGGCAUUGCUGAGGAAUCUCAAAUUGAAGGACUUGCACGGCAUUGGUUACAGGACAGGUCCCAAGCUCGAAGAAGCGGGCUUGGUAUCGGUCCAAGAUGUCUGGGAUCUUGGGGAUCGUGUCGAUUCGGAGCUAAGCCGUAUCCUUGGACAAGGUCUUGGGAAGAAGAUUGGUGCAUUUUGCCGGGGCGAGGACGACCGACCGGUGGCCGCUCCGGAGAGGAAGACCAUUGGUGCCGAGUGCAACUACGGCGUUCGUUUCGACGGUCCGUACGGGGUCGACCACUUGAUUGCUGGACUUGCCAAGGAGGUUCAGAAACGAAUGGAAGGCGUAGGAGUUCGAGGAACUCGCGUAACGCUCAAGGUCAAAAAGCGAAAAGCCAAUGCCAAAGAACCUCCCAAGUUUUUGGGCCAUGGCUCGUGUCAUAGCUUGAGUAAGAGUCUAGAGACAAGUGCAGGGUUCACGCGCGAUUGGAAGGUUUUCUUCGAGGCUGGCAUGACCCUCCUCGGGGAGCUUGGCCUCAAAUCCGAUACGAGUCAAAUAAGAGGCAUGGGGUUGAUUAUCUCGAAGCUUGACAACGAAGAAGAGGAUGCGGCGAAGAAUGACGGCACAAACCCAAGCAUCAAGAAUUUCUUCACCUCCAAAGCAUCAACUGAGAAGCACGCAUGCGGUGACAGUCAUGAUAUGAAAGGGAACGACGCCGACUUGACGUCAGAAAAGGAGAUCCAAGAGACUGAAGACACGAGACUGGAAACCUAUUGCGAGGACCUCGAGGAUGACGACUUCCCCAACAAUUUCCCCUCUCGAAGUGACGACGAAGAAGGGAACAAUCAGCUACAUGAGAACCCGGGAGAAGCAGAGGCGAGUGGAGGGAUCGGGGUGAUAUCCUUUGGUUCAGAAAGCGAAGAAGGCGCUCGUGACGAUGGUGCCGUGGACGUUGAGCAUCAGCAAGGGGCUGCAACGUUUUCCGAUGUCGCCUUGCCGCCAGCAAGUCAGAUUCACAUGUCCCAAGUCGAGUGUUUGCCGAGUCCACUCAAGAAGGAAAUCCAAUCUCACCUCGAUAGGAACAAGAGCAAGGAGGAGACCAGACAACCGGCCAAGAGCAAGAAGCAGAAGCAGAUACAAAGCACUGGACGCUUUCGUCAAGUCGAUCUAAAGCGAAUGUUUCGUUUACAAAAUGUCAGGAACAGUGAAGACUUUAGCGAACUGAAGCAUCUCCCGUUAGAUGUGCAGUUGCAGAUUGCCAACAACGACGAACGUCCUCUGGGGGCGCUUUCUUCUUUCAAAGGGAACGCCAAGUCGACGACAUCAUCUUCACGGCGAACCACCACGAGACCCAAAGAGACGUCGGCUUCGUUGCCGAUUGCAGCAGGACGAAAGGACCCCGCUUGGUCGGAGCCGGAGCCUGGCGAGGCCACAGCGCGAACAGAGUCAUUCGACGACCACGAGGCGUCAACCGAAGAAGCACGCGUGGAAGGAAGUGGCACCGAACACGACGGUCAAGACGAUUCACCAACAACAGAGGAAAGCCAGGACACGGGUAGUUGGUUCCAUGACAACAUCUUGCCACUGAAGAUGUUCAUGGAUGAGAAUUCAGCAGGAAACAGUGAAGCACUUGACCAAGUCGUUGACUUUCUCUGCAUUUGUGUCAAGGAGGGUCGAUUGCAGGAUGCAAUUCUCCUUCUGAGGAACAUCCGUAACAGGCGUGACAGCUGGUGCAAGACAUUCGGACACUUCUUCAUGACAGUCGAUGACAUGUGCGAGCAAGUCGAAGGUUAUCGCCUCGACGGCCGUGGUCUGGGCUUUGUUUGA